Ilex paraguariensis (yerba mate) is the source of this 1191-nucleotide messenger RNA. The record is from the annotation of a GenBank genome assembly. Lineage: Eukaryota; Viridiplantae; Streptophyta; Magnoliopsida; Aquifoliales; Aquifoliaceae.
AUGUCUAUCCUUAGUUUCUCUGUAACAGAAGCUGCCCACAACGGUGGCUUCUUCACUGUGGAUCUAAUCCACCGCGAUUCUCCUAAAUCUCCCUUCCACAAUCCUUCUCUAACUCCUUCACAGCGGUUGAACAAUGCUUUGCAACGUUCUUUUAACCGUGUCCAGCAUUUCAGGUUAUGGUCUCCACAAUUGGCCUCAGCUGAUAUAAUUCCCACUCAAGGUGCAUUUCUCAUGAAGAUAUCCCUGGGGACGCCACCAGUCGAAAUCAUGGCCUUUGCAGAUACUGGUAGUGACCUUAUAUGGACACAGUGCAAGCCCUGUGAUGAAUGUUUUGAUCAAAAGUCGCCUCUAUUCAAUCCAAUCAGUUCUUCAUACAAAGCUAUACCCUGUGGUUCAAGACAAUGCCAAUCUCUUCAAGAUACUUAUUGUGUUGAAAAUAGUUGCCAGUAUGAUCAGGGAUAUGGAGAUUCUUCUUCCACUAGUGGCGACCUUGCCACUGAAACAGUCAGGUUGGGUUCCACUUCCGCCACAGGCCUACAAGUCUCCCUCCCCAACACCAUUUUUGGCUGCGGACAUGAAAAUGAGUUAGCGUUCAGUAUUGCUGGAUCCGGCAUAGUUGGCCUUGGGGGCGGGUCAGUUUCGCUUAUUUCCCAAAUGGGUGCUUCCAUUGGUGGUAAAUUUUCCUAUUGCUUGGUUUCAAUGUCUGCUCAAAACACAAAGUCCAGCAAAAUGAUUUUUGGAGGCAGUGGAAUCAGUGUUGGAGACAAACGAUUGAACUUGUACAAUUCCACAACCCCAUCAAAUGCUUCUAAAGAUGGUAACAUCAUCAUUGACUCAGGAACUACGAUGACUGUCCUUCCAUCGGAUCUCUACCACCGGCUAGAAUUGGCAGUGAAAAAUGUAAUCAAGUUGCCUACUAUCAAGGAUCCAGAAGAACUGCUACAUUUGUGUUACUCUAAUUUGGCUGAUAAAGAUAUACCGAUUAUCGCAGUUCAUUUCAGGGGUGCAGAUUUGAAGUUGAAUCCAUUGAACACUUUUGCUAGAACUAGCUCAUCUUCCAGAUGCUUGGCUUUUGCCCCAGAUGAUGAUCUCUCCAUUUAUGGUAACAUGGCACACAUGAAUUUCCUUGUGGGCUAUGACUUACAGAAAAAGACUGUUUCCUUUAAGCCUACUGAUUGCAGGAGACAGUGA